CCAUUCCGCCCCCACUUGCUUGGUGUACAUAACAAACAGGCUUAAUUGGCAAUUGGCUAGCGAGUUAAAUGUGCGCGGCAGGCAAUCCCAUUGUGAGUGCGCUCCUCAGGCAGAAUGUGCUCCUGCGAAGCGUGGUCGCCAUCCGGAGCUGGAAUGCCGCCCCACUGUCCAAAUCGAACUCGAGCGCCCAGUGGCAGUCCCGCUCUUUUUCGUCGGCCGUUACUGGGGCUUCUGCUUCCAUUUCCGCUUCCGCUGCAUCUGCCACUGCUCCCGCUCAGAUCUCGCACCCGAAAACAGUGAGUGAUUUCCAAGAGCUCUACGAAGCCACCAAAAAGAAGUUCCAAUCCAAGAAGCUGCCCGUGGACGUACACCCCGACGCGGUGUUUGCCUGCAACGAGCUGGAUCUGAGUGAGGUGCAGGUGUAUGGCUUCGAUUACGACUACACGCUGGCUUGCUACAAGCCGAUCCUGGAGGACCUACUGUACAACCUGGCACGGGAGAUGCUCGUGAAGCGGUUCCGCUACCCAGACGACAUCCUCGAGUUGGAGUAUGAGCCGAACUUUGCAGUGCGCGGUUUGCACUACGAUGUGGAGAAGGGUCUGCUCGUUAAACUGGACAGCUUCCUGCAGCUCCAGCUGGGCUCCGUCUACCGAGGUCGCACCAAAGUCGAGGCGGAUGAGGUGCUGAAGCUGUACCACAACCGUUUGCUACCCAUUGCCUAUGUGGAGGGGCCAAACAAUAGCUAUAGGCACAACACCAACUCCAAAAUGGUACAGCUGGCCGAUCUGUUUUCCGUACCUGAAAUGUGCCUCCUGUGCAAUGUGAUUGAGUAUUUCGAGCGGAAUCGCAUCGACUAUAAUCCCGAGAUUGUUUUCCAUGACGUCAGGACAGCCAUGGGCUCCUGUCAUCCCAUAAUGCACGGAAAGGUGAUGCUGAACACCGAGAAGUACAUCGAGCGUAAUCCCAAGCUGGUCAAGUUUUUUGAGAAGCUGCAGCAGGCGGGCAAGAAUCUCUUUCUGGUCACCAAUAGCCCAUACUCCUUUGUGAACUGUGGAAUGUCCUGGCUGGUGGGCGCUAACUGGCGUGAUUUCUUCGAUGUGGUCAUUGUGCAGGCACGAAAGCCCAAGUUCUUCACUGACGAAUCUCGGCCUAUAAGGCUCUUUGAUGAACGAACCCAGUCCCAUCUUUGGGAUCGCGUUUUCAAGCUUGAAAAGGGUAAAAUUUACUACGAGGGUUCAGUGAGACAGCUGCAGGAGCUCAAGGGCUGGCGGGGUCAUUCUGUUCUCUAUUUCGGGGAUCAUCCUUACAGUGAUUUGGCCGAUGUGACCCUGAAGCACAGCUGGCGGACGGGCGCCAUCAUCAGUGAGCUAGCGCACGAAAUCAAGACCCUGACUGUGGACUUCAAGAUGAGCGCCAACUGGCUGCAAAUGUUAACGCAACUUAUUGAGGAGACACAGGACGACGAGAGUGCGGCCCAAAAGUGCCUCAGGGAUUGGAUGGAUGAGCGGGAUCAGUUGCGCAACAAAACCAAGAACGUAUUCAACGAGCAGUUUGGCAGCGUUUUCCGCACCUAUCACAAUCCUACGUACUUCUCGAGACGCCUCUUCCGCUUUGCCGACAUCUACACUAGUGACAUCACGAACUUGCUCAAGUUCUCCACCACCCACACCUUCUAUCCCCGCCGGGGCGUGAUGCCUCACGAAUAUGCCUCCCACUUCAUCUAAACAAAGGGAUGGAUAGCUCAGCUCAGAUAUUAGUUGUAGGUUAAAAGUGCCAGUGUUAAUUGAUUGUAGCUCGAAACUAGUGAAUUUAUAGCGUGUAUAUCAUCGUUAUUUAAAUUGUUGCUCAAUAAAAUCGUUGUAAUAGUUCAGGAA
This is a messenger RNA of Drosophila serrata, 1874 nucleotides long. RefSeq names its product 5' nucleotidase C (gene Nt5c). NCBI's taxonomy places the organism in Eukaryota, Metazoa, Arthropoda, Insecta, Diptera, Drosophilidae. Gene Ontology annotation, molecular function: 5'-nucleotidase activity. The record is from RefSeq and is a predicted model, not a curated record.